AAAUGUGCACAUCCAAUCCUCCAAAUACGAACAGCUGGAAAAGGAAAUGCGUGUCCUCACAGAGGAGUUACAGCUCAUGAGAAGCAAAUAUGAGUCACAGACAGAAGAAAUUGCAAAGCUGACUCAUAAACUAUACAGCAUAAAACUUCAGACAAAGAAAUACAAAGAAAUCUCUAAGGUUUCUGCUGCCUCAGAGAAUCUGCACAUUGGCAAAUGUGAACAGCUGGAAGAAGAAAAUAAAUUCCUCAAAGAGCAGUUACAGUCCCUGCAAAGCAAAAAGGAUUCACUGGCUGAGGAGAAUACAAAGUUGAAGGAAGACCAAAAACAUCUUACUGAGAGUUGCAAGUGUAUCAUAGCUAUGACAGAACAGUACAGAAUAUUCCUCACACAAAAAACGGAAAGCGAAAUAAGUGAACAAGAAGAAAAAGUGUCCAACUUUAUACAGGAGCAAACCAGAGCUCGAGCAUAUCAAGACUCUGUUUGGACAUCGACAGUGCAAGCACAACAAUCUAAAAUCUCCCAGCUAUCAAGUAAACUCCUGGAGUAAGUUUAGAGUCACAGAAAAUAAACAAAACUUAUUAAGUAGACUGUAAAACAUAGUGUUAUGCCUAGAUUUCCGGUCCCCAAA
This is a messenger RNA of Perognathus longimembris pacificus (Pacific pocket mouse), 628 nucleotides long. Its product is annotated as synaptonemal complex protein 1-like. The coding region runs from base 47 to 547 and encodes 166 amino acids. The record is from RefSeq and is a predicted model, not a curated record. NCBI's taxonomy places the organism in Eukaryota, Metazoa, Chordata, Mammalia, Rodentia, Heteromyidae. The transcript is spliced from 3 exons.